Rhizophagus irregularis DAOM 181602=DAOM 197198 is the source of this 2772-nucleotide messenger RNA. RefSeq lists its product as uncharacterized. NCBI's taxonomy places the organism in Eukaryota, Fungi, Glomeromycota, Glomeromycetes, Glomerales, Glomeraceae. The record is from RefSeq and is a predicted model, not a curated record.
AUGAUGCAGUCAUCUUUUGGACUUUUCCUAAAUGAGACUAAUUCGAGGCUUAUGAUGUUACUAUAUAUUUGUUUUAUAAUAAUUUUCUUGCCUCAAUUGAGUUUUGCCGAUGUUGCUAAGUCUUUUUCAAUUGAAACUGAAAGUAACGAUCAAAAAAUAAUUCAAGGAAUUAGUUAUCAUGAUGGAACUAUCUUAUUAAGAUUAAUUAAUAGAGAAAGAGAUCCCACAGAUUGUAAGACGCAAAAUUUAACGUUUACGAUUAUUGAGAAAACUUGGAUUCUGGAUUAUACUGGAGAACCAUUUCUGGAUUUUGUUAAUUCUAAUAGGAAUUCUACAGAUGAUUCUAUUAUAGAUAAAAUAAAUUUUUGUUCAAAUUCAAUUGAAAAUUUUCUUCCAACAUCAGGAUCACCAUCUCCUUAUGGGUUCGGAUGUAAAUUUCCUCCUUAUGGGUUCGGAUGUAAAGUUACAUGUGACAAUUCAGAAAACCAACCUCCAGCAUGUAAUAACCUUCCAAAAUGCAGCGAAACCCAGCAGGUUCUCGGAUGUGAUGGUGAGACAUUGAAUUGUGUGAAGUAUCCGACAUCUCCCAAAUGUGUAGAAAUUGCAGUUACAAAGGCAAAUCUUACUGGUGAGCCAUUAGACUGUGCAAAAUAUCCAGGAGCUAACGUAUGUAACAUAGAUUGUUCUAAUAUACCGUAUUUACCUGGAUGUGAUGAUUGCAAUAAUAAUAAGGAUGCUUUAGGAUGUGAUGUAUGUAAUAAAGAUUCACUUAAUCCGAGAUGUAAAAGUGGUUAUUGCGAUAAUUACCCCGAUGCACCAGAAUGUGGCUUAAUUAACAUGGAUAAAGUAAAAAUUCAUGCAGUUGAUGAUAAGAAUGGAAACAAAUUUAUUUUGGCUACAUAUUAUUGUUAUGAUUUCGCAACAGAUUUCGAUUGUGGUAGAUUAUUCGAUAUGGAGGGAGUUCAAAUCAAAAAUUAUAACUUUGUCAUUGUUUGUGGUGGAAAAUUUUUUAAGUAUCUUAAAUACCUUAGUGAUAUUGAUGAAUUGGAAUUUUUAUGUUAUAAUUUCGAAAACGAUAUAUUACAAUUGACUAUUAAUGAAAAACCCAUACUUUCUUUAAACACAUCUAACUUUAACUCGAAUCUUUUGAGUGUAUUCGUAACAGAAGACGGUGGAUAUGGUAUAGUAAAUCGUAGUGAUGCAACAAUCUUUGUUACACUUUUACAAAAUAAUAAAACAUUUAAAAAUUAUUUUCAAAUUCACUUGCGAAAUUACGAAAUAAUAGAAAUAACACGUAUAUACGUAUGUAAUAUAGCAUAUCAGUCAUCAGGUUAUAGUUGCGUUAUUCAAACAACUGAAAGUGGUCAAUUAACAACAUAUUAUGAAGUUGAUUUCUUAAGCAAUGGUAUUUAUAACACAACAAAAAUUAACUUACCUCUAAGGGUGAACGAUGGUAUUACCGAUGUUCAGCCAUUAAAUUUUGGUGGUUAUGUUAUUAAGACAAUACAUAGAAUUUACGGAAAUGUAACUUUCUAUUUUAUUAAUAACAAUGGAGAAGUAAAAGAAGUGAUUAAUUUCAAGACUCUUGACAUUUACACUAGUUUUGUAACUUCCGAUAACAUUAUCGUUUUUAUUCCAUAUGAAUCUUCAAUUUUUGAUUUUAGUUACAAAAAACUUUCUAUAUAUGUCAAUUAUCAUUUUAAAAAUAUUUCCCUAGUUGAAGGAGGUGAAACAUUUCCGGGAGGACCAGGGGGAUAUGGAAGUUCAAAAAUAUUGUCUACAACUCCAUUAAAAAAUUCUACAAAUCUUCGAGAUGAUAUACUAUCUAAGGAAUUUACCAUUAAAUAUAAUACAUCUAUAAGCCCAUCAACAGGAAAUUUUAGUGUUUACCAAGUUAUUUAUGACUUUCCGGACUUUCCGUCUUAUGUAACCUUAAAACAAACUAUUCCCGCGAAAAAUGAUCAAUUUGUUACAUUUUACGAUGACACUGUUAAAUUGCAGAUAUUGAAUACUACCAUUAGUAAAUUUAAUGCUAUUUAUUUUAUUACCGUCGAUGAUGAUUUUGUAAAAGAAACAAAUGGUCAGAAUGUUAUAGGUAUUAGAAAAAAUAUUUGGAGAUUUAAUGUUACAUUCGCUUCGGAUAAUUUUUUAAAUGAAUCGGAAAGUGCAAUCAUUCGACUGACAAUCAAAGGAACAAAAUAUUAUACUAAUCUUACUUCGGUUCAUAAAAACGAAUUUGUAUUUUCAAUGGAAAGUCAAUUACGUAAAGCAAUUUCAUGUACAGGUUGUCUAAAUAUUACCAAAUAUUUUCAAUAUGAUGCUCAUACUAGUUAUAAUGCCAAAUUUAAUUCUACAGCAUAUAAUGCUCAGAUUUUAAUGAGAGUCGACAUUAAUGCUACAGACGAACGGAGUUCAAAUCAACUUUUAAAAGAUUUAAAUGAUACAAUCGUAUAUAAAGAAAUCAAUUCAUUAGUAUUUGGAAAUACUACUUACCUUGAUGCAUCAUAUGGAGCUCAUCGAACCAAAAAUCUUUGGAAGGAAUAUUGGGGAUUUCUUCUUGCGGCUUGUAUUUUAUUUGCUAUAUUGACAUUAUUGGUUAUUAUAAAGCUCAUAAGGAUGACGCGCGAUAAACGUGAUCCUCAUCAAAUUCAGGAAGAAAGAAAUCUUUUAUCAAUUUUCUUAUUUGUAUUGAUUCUAAUUGAUUUAGCAUUGGAUAUUACAUUCAUAUCCAAUCAUGGAAGAGAUUACAUAUGGAUUUUCCCUGCAACGUAA